Messenger RNA from Chrysochloris asiatica (Cape golden mole), 630 nucleotides. RefSeq names its product chromosome unknown open reading frame, human C17orf107 (gene CUNH17orf107). The transcript is spliced from 4 exons. The coding region runs from base 1 to 630 and encodes 209 amino acids. NCBI's taxonomy places the organism in Eukaryota, Metazoa, Chordata, Mammalia, Afrosoricida, Chrysochloridae. The record is from RefSeq and is a predicted model, not a curated record.
AUGAAGGGGACCCCCAGCUCCCUGGAUACCCUGCUGUGGGUCUACCACUUCCACAGCUCCACCGAGGUGGCCCUCCAGCCCCCGCUUCUUUCUUCCCUGGAACUCGCUCUGACGGCGGCCCAUGAAUAUCUGGAGCAGAGAUUCGGGGAGCAGAAGUCCCUGGAGCCCCGAGAGCCUGAGAAGCCGCCGGCCCCGGAACCCACCCUGGGGCUGGUGUUAAAAGAAGCCACGGCCAGCUGCCUAAAUUUCAGUGUCACCUUGUUAGAGAUCUCAGCCCUGUGGCUGCAGCGGGAGGCGCAGCGAGUAGGUGACGACAACGACGACAGCCCGGGCCCAACUUCAGAUGCGGGAGAUCCGGGUCGAGUGCUGGCCCGGGUGGCCCAGGCCGCAGGACAGGGGGUUCGACAAGCGAGGGCUGCAGCUGGCGCAAGCACUCGACUCCUCCUCCAGGGGGCAUGGCUAUGCCUGUCUGGACGGGGUCUGCAGGGAUCUGCCUCAUUCCUGCAGCAAUGGGGACGCCACCUGGGUCUCGGAUACCCUGAGGAACGGGCAUACUCAGAAGACCUCAAGGUGGCGUCCAGCAACAGCAGCGCAGAGGACUCGGGCCGGGAGACCGAGCGCCUGUCCUAG